Chaetomium strumarium is the source of this 534-nucleotide messenger RNA. Its product is annotated as hydrophobic surface binding protein A-domain-containing protein. The coding region runs from base 1 to 534 and encodes 177 amino acids. The transcript has a single exon. The record is from RefSeq and is a predicted model, not a curated record. Lineage: Eukaryota; Fungi; Ascomycota; Sordariomycetes; Sordariales; Chaetomiaceae. Gene Ontology annotation, cellular component: extracellular region.
AUGCAGCUCACCACCGUCCUUGCUCCCCUUGCCUUCAUCGGCCUCGCCACCGCACACGUGGGCAAUAACACAUCCGCAUCCAUCGUCUCGGCCCUGGCCAUCGUCAACAACGCAACCGUCGACCUCGGUGACGCUGUCACCAAGUGGGAUGGCGAGCUGCUCGGCACGCUGCCCAUCCUCGCCGCCAGCACCGCGCUGCUGAUCGAUGUCAAGAAAGGCACCAUAAUUGCGAAGGAGAGCGACCCACUCGACACGGCCGGGGCGCUCAGCGUCGCGGGGGCGACCAACACGCUCGUGGCGUCGGUCAACACCACGCUGACGGCGCUGAUUGAAUCGAAGGACAAGUUUGACCGCCUGCUCCUGUCGCCGCUCAUCUUUGGCAACUUGGAGCUGCAACAGAAGGCGACGAGCAAAAUGAGCGACGCCAUCAUUGAUAAGCUGCCCGAUGAGCUGGAGGAGGUCGCCGAGAACCUCGUGGCGCCGAUUGAUGCUGGUUUUGAGGAGGCUAUUGAUGCCUACCGCCCGGGCUUCUAA